AUGAAGCUUCUUGGUCUUGUGGAGCAUGAAGAGAUAGAAACUGAUGAUUGCAGCGUUUCAUCGGAUGACAAAAGCCAAGAUUUUAACACUGGUUCUGAUACCUUUAGCAACAAAGGGAAGAAGUCAUCUGGCAGUCAACAGCAGGAUCACUAUGCAUUACUUGGGUUGGGACACUUGAGGUUCUUGGCCACUGAAGAUCAGAUUCGGAAAAAUCGUGCCCCACAAGACUUCUUCAAGGUUUUCGCCCACCUUCAUGAGAAAUGGACGCUAGUCUGCUGCUCACCUAUUCCUUCUCUUGGAGAUGACACUACUCCUGUAGAGGAGGUUGAUAAGUUCUACAAUUUCUGCAAAGGUGAAUCUCGUGAACAUAAGAGAUGGAUGGAGAGGCGUAAUGCAAAGCUACAAGAGAAGGCCAAAAAGGCGGAAUAUCUGCGUGAAAAGCGCACACUUGUAGACACAAUGCUUAUAAGAAAGACCCAAGGAUCCAGAGGAGGAAAGAGAGGAGAGAAAGCCGAGAAACAGAGAAAGAAAGGAGGUUGUAGAAAGCCACUUUGGUCUGUCGAGGCAAAUGUUGAAUCAACAUGUGCUUCACUUGAUAUGGAACAACUAAAGAAGCUCUGUGAUGGAAUGGAUGAGAGACCAUGGGGAAAGGAACAGAUUGAGAUGCUUAGGAAAGCAAUCCAAAAGUAUCCUAAGGGAACUUCGAGGAUAUGGGAGGUUGUUUCUGAAUUUAUUGGGACUAGCAGAUCGGUUGAGGAUAUUCUCAAGGCCAUGAAGAAUGUUCUUCUGCAGAAGCCAGACUCAUCGAAAGCUUUCGACUCUUUCCUUGAGAAGUGCAAACUGGCCCAAUCUAUUGCUUCGCCUCUUUUGACCCGAGAUGAAAUUAGUUCCUCAACUGAGGGAUCUGGGACUGCAUCGUCAAAGUCUGCGGCACAACCUGUGAGUAGCCAAACAGCCAAUGGGAAAGCUGUUGCUGAUCCUAUCCCAGAUGGAGCACUAUCCGUGUUAGAUCCAGAUGCCUGGACAUAG
Molecule: messenger RNA, 1029 nt
Organism: Miscanthus lutarioriparius
Lineage: Eukaryota; Viridiplantae; Streptophyta; Magnoliopsida; Poales; Poaceae
Source: the annotation of a GenBank genome assembly